ACAUGAUAAAUUGUCUUCAUUAAAAUCCAACAGCAAUUUAGUUAAUUAUCUUGUGUUAAUUUAGUAAAUCAACUCAUUUUUUCUAGUUUUUCUUCUUCCUCAAUAAUCAUCAUGUCGAAAAUGUUUCAAAAGAUUUCAAAGUUAUCGAUUUCCGAUAUACUUGAGUUCAUGUCAUUCCUCAGACUGGACAUUUACUUUGCCCUUCUUACUUUUGGUUUCAUGGUUCCUUCAGUACCGGUCAGUCAGUUUAUCCAAGACAAGUAUUGUAUUAAUCAACUUAAAUUGGAACCAUCGGUUUGUUUAAAUUUGGAAAAAUUAGAUGGACAAUAUGAGACAAUUAAAAACGAUGUUUAUACAUUUUCGACAACAUUUAAAAACUAUCAACACUUAAUCAUAACUCCACGGGAAUUAUCUUGGCCAUUUUCAUGGGCUAUUGGAUGGACACUUAUCCAUCUCAUUUGAAGUACCUUUUGGCCCUCCCAUGUUUCGGUGGCUGUUUACUGAACUCAUUUCAAUCUACAAUGUGAUCUAUUUUGAAUCAAGCAUUUUUAAUCUACUCUGGGGAUCGAUACCUUAUUUUAUGACCGGUGGUUUCUUCAUUGUUAUGACUGGUUCGUACACUUAUAUUACCCGACGGACUCCGGCCAAAUAUCGAGCUGCAAGAUUUGCUGUUUUUGAACUGUUCAUGUUCACAUCUAUGCCUUUGGCUAUUGCUCUGGGUGGAAAGGUUUUAGCCCUUAAGCCUUGGAUAAUUGAUCAACAUCGUAAUUACUUGGCAGUGUUUAUCAUCGCUUUUGCUUGUAAAUUAAUCGCCAUGAUUUGGAUUCUACUUUUACUCAAUGAUGCAGAUAAGCCACUCGAAGACUCUGAUAUCAGAUUAGAUUCCAACGGUGAUAAAGCUCAAAGGAUUAACACCAACGGUAGUACCCAAGAAGAUGAAAUAACUUCACCAACAGAGCAAUUGAAAGAUUGGCAAGAUAAAGAAAGGAAUGGAAUUGAUAAUGAAAAUAAUCAACAUCUCGAUUUCAAUGACGAACAAGCAAUUGAAUUGGAACCAUUGAAAAGCGAAAACAACAUAGUUAAAUCGUUGGAACUCAAUGGAAAAGAAAAACAUGAAAACAUGGAAAAACCCACUGGUUGUUUACCAAUCAUGUUCGAUAUUUUCAAUCCAUCAACUUUCACCACCAUGAUGAAAGUUUGCUGCCGAAAGCGACCAAAUAACGGACGGGCAAUCAUUUGGAAUCUAAUGUUGGCCAUGAACGUGAUGUUAAUUGGGCACAUUGGUGAAGGGACAAUCGGGUUUCCUUUUGCUCAGAAAGUUUAUCAUUGGGAUGCUACUUAUUACUCUUAUAUUAGUUCAAUGACUAUGCUGAUUCCAACUCUGAUUAACACCAUUUUACCAAUUAUAUUGAUCCAUAAGUUUCACUUGGCUGACACAACCCUCGCAAUUAUUGGUUCGAUAUCGUUGAUUUUGUCCCUAACAAUUAAAGGUGGAAUCCUUGAGUCUUAUGCUUUUUUCCUCUCGGUUAUCGUUGGAAUUUGUGGUGGCUUAUUACCGAUCGCCAUUCGAUCAAUCAUUUCUCGAAUCAUUGACCAAUCGGAAGCUGGUCAAGUUUACGCUCUUUUGGCUUGUAUUGAAUCAUCUGGUCCAAUGGUCGCAUCAAUCGUUUAUUCAGCCAUUUUCAACUGGACAAUUAAGGAUCUUCCUGGAAUUGUUCAUCAUUUUGUUGCGUUAACCAUGUUCUAUCCUUUUAUUGUGUCUCUCUGGUUGGAUUGGACAAGACAAAAUUGGGAUUCGACAAUAAAUAAGGUUGACAAUAAAAAUGAACAAAUCAAAUCAACCGAAUUGAAUAAGGUUGAUGUUCACUGAUCUCUAAUUGCAUCAUCCCAUUAAUUUCUAAUUAAUUAACCUUGUUAUCUGAUCAAAAUUUAAUUUACUAAAUGCUUCAACUGUUUAUUGUUAUAAUCAAUCAUUUUAAUCAAUUAAAAGAGCAAAGAAUUAAUAA
Panonychus citri (citrus red mite) is the source of this 2006-nucleotide messenger RNA. RefSeq lists its product as uncharacterized. Lineage: Eukaryota; Metazoa; Arthropoda; Arachnida; Trombidiformes; Tetranychidae. Gene Ontology annotation, cellular component: membrane. The coding region runs from base 482 to 1870 and encodes 462 amino acids. Gene Ontology annotation, biological process: transmembrane transport. Gene Ontology annotation, molecular function: transmembrane transporter activity. The transcript has 3 exons. The record is from RefSeq and is a predicted model, not a curated record.